Messenger RNA from Diuraphis noxia (Russian wheat aphid), 642 nucleotides. RefSeq lists its product as uncharacterized. Gene Ontology annotation, molecular function: nucleic acid binding. The record is from RefSeq and is a predicted model, not a curated record. NCBI's taxonomy places the organism in Eukaryota, Metazoa, Arthropoda, Insecta, Hemiptera, Aphididae.
AUGCAUGUCGGUGAAGACAGUGCACCUGAAACCGUAUCAGACAUAUCCAUAAACGCAUUCCUUGCUGCUUUAGACAGGUUUGUCAUCCGGUGUGGUAUUUUAAAUAGAAUAUCUCAAGAUUGUGGUAUAAAUUACGUAGGAGCUGCAAAACAACCGAAGAAAUUGUUUGAUGAAGCAUCCAAUCAGCAUAUCUUAUGUGAUCGUAUACCUUACAAGUGGCAUUUUAACCUACCGGGAGCCCCUGACUUUGGUGACUUUGGGAUAUGGGAGGCUGCUGUCAAAAACGCAAAAAUCCAUUUGAAGAAAGUGAUCGGUGCUCAAGUAUACAUCACUGAGGAAUUCACAACGCUCAUAACGUGGGUCGAAGGCGUCUUGAAUUCUCGACCGAUGCUACCGCUUUCCAGUGAUCCAAACGACUUAAGCGUGUUGACCACAGGUCACUUUCUAAUUGGGCAACUGUUGUUAAUAAUUCCAGAAGAGGAUUUAGUUGAUACUCAAACUAACCGUUUAAGUCGGUGGCAAUUACUUCGCCAAACUCAACAGUCAUUUUGGCGUCGAUGGAGCAAUGAAUAUCUGCACACACCCUACAAGGAAGGCAAAAGUGGUUUAAGCAGAUACCAAAUCUAUCCGUUGGCGAUUUAG